Molecule: messenger RNA, 3521 nt
Organism: Cryptomeria japonica (Japanese cedar)
Lineage: Eukaryota; Viridiplantae; Streptophyta; Pinopsida; Cupressales; Cupressaceae
Product: pentatricopeptide repeat-containing protein At3g12770
Exons: 2
Coding region: 362-3415 (1017 amino acids)
Biological process (GO): RNA modification
Molecular function (GO): protein binding; RNA binding; zinc ion binding
Source: RefSeq, a predicted model, not a curated record
AAAUUCUCUUUCCCACCCAUUCUAUCCAAGAACUACACAUCUUUUGACAUGUAGAUGCAAGGUAUCAAUAAAAUCCAAGAACUACACAUCUUUUGACAUGUAGAUGCAAGGAAGGUGGGCACUCUGAGUUACGUAAUCAUCAUGGUGGGUAUGCAAGGAUCUCUCAUCAUUGGCUUUCUGCUGGUGGGCAUCCGUCUCUCUGUUUCAGUGCCCAUGCCCAUGGCAUCUGAGAGUUUCGGUUCCUCUCGUAAAGGGAAGGCCUUCGGCAGUAGAAAUUCUUCUUUUAAAACAUGGAGUGCAAAAGUGAAAUUGUAGACUGAAUAACAUUGCACAUUUUUCACGAUCCAAUUACAACCUUAAAAUGACAUUGCCAUCUACCAGUCAUCUGAAUCUCGGAGAAUUGUGUAGGGAAGGCCAGUUGAAGGAGGCGUUGCACAUUUUGCUUUCUACACACCACCACCCUAGAGAUUCCUUUACAUAUCUUCAAUUAUUGCAGACCUGCAUUCUCAAGAAUACCCUUUCACAAGGAAAAAAGGUACACUCUUUCAUCGCUCAGAGGGGAUUCGCAUUUGUUUUAUGGACAACUUUUCAGAAUAAGCUUAUUAACAUGUAUGUCAAGUGCGGGAGCUUGGUAGAUGCGCGUAAAGCGUUUGAUCUUAUGACAGUACAAGAUGUUAUCUCAUGGAAUACGAUUAUUGCAGCAUACCGAAGAAUCGGGAAUCCUCAUGAGGCAGUCACCCUGUUUCACCAAAUGCAACGAACAGGUCUCCAACCCGAUCAUAUCACAUUUGUUAGCGUACUCCCAGCCUUUGCCAAAAUGGGAGCUUUGGAACAGGGCAUUGAUAUCCACCAAAGCAUUAAGGGUACGGGAAUUUUGUCAAACGUUGUAGUGGUAACAUCCCUAAUAGACAUGUAUGCUAAAUGUGGAAGCAUGGACAAGGCACAUGAGCUGUUUGACGGAAUGCCUCGAAGAGAUGUCAUCUCAUGGACUACAAUUAUUGCAGGAUAUGCACAAAAUGGGUUUGUUGAAAAGGCCUUAGAAACUUUCAAGCAAAUGGAAUUGGCAGGUGUAAAGCCAAAUUCGACAACCUUUGCCAGCAUCCUCCCUGCCUGCGCCAAAAUGGGAGCUUUGAAACAUGGUAUGGACAUUCAUCAAAGCAUAACGGAAGGGGGAUUUUCUUCAGAUGUUGUAGUUUCAAGUUGCCUGGUAGACAUGUAUGCAAAAUGUGGAUGCAUAGACAAGGCACGAGAAUUGUUUGACAGAAUUCCUCAAAGAGAUGUGGUCUCAUGGAAUGCAAUGAUUGCAGGAUAUGUUCAAAAUGAGUUUGUUGAAAAGGCUUUCGAAAUUUUCAAGCAAAUGCAAUCGGCAGGCGUAAAGCCAAAUUCUACAACCUUUGCCACCAUCCUUCCUGCCUGUGCUAAAAUGGGAGCUUUGGAACAGGGUAUGGACAUCCAUCAAAGGAUAACAGACGGGGGGGUUUUGUCAGAUGCUGUAGUUGCAAGUGCCCUUGUCCACAUGUAUGCAAAAUGUGGAAGCAUAGGGAAAGCAAGUAAAUUGUUUGAUGGAAUGCUUAAAAGAGAUGUCGUUUCAUGGAAUGCAAUGAUUGUAGGAUAUGCACAAAAUGGGCUUGUUGAAAAAGCUUUAGCAACUUUCAAGCAAAUGGAGUUGGCAGGUGUAAAGCCAAAUACGACAACUUUCGCCAGCAUCCUUCCAGCUUGUGCCAAAAUGGGAGCUUUGGAAAAGGGUAUGGAAAUCCAUCAGAAGAUAGUGGAAGGGGGAUUUUUCUCAGAUGUUGUAGUUGCAAGUGCCUUGGUAGACAUGUAUGCCAAGUGUGGAAGCAUAGUUAAGGCACGUGAACUGUUUGACGAAAUGCCUCAAAGAAAUGUUGUCUCAUGGAAUGCGCUGAUUGCAGGAUAUGUUCAGAAUGGGUUUGGUGAAAAGGCCUUAGAAACUUUUAAGGAAAUGCGACUGGUGGGUGUAGAGCCAUACUCCUCAACCUGGGCCAGCAUCAUCCCUGCCUGUGCUCAAAUUGGAGCAUUGGAACUGGGAACAGCCAUCCAUCAAAUCAUAAUUGAAAGUGGAUUUUUUUCAGAUAUUAUAGUUGGAAAUGCUCUGGUCGACAUGUACGCAAAAUGUGGCAGCAUGCAUAAGGCACGUGAACUCUUUGACAAAAUGCCUCAAAGAAAUGUUGUCUCGUGGACUGCAAUGAUUGUAGGAUAUGCACAAAAUGGAUUGGUUGAAAAGGCUUUAGAAACUUUCAAGCAGAUGCAAGCGGUAGGUGUAGAACCAAACUCAACAACCUUUGCUAGCAUCCUUCCAGCCUGUGCCAAAAUGGGAGCUUUGGAACAGGGUAUGGACAUCCAUCAAAGCAUAAUGGAAGGUGGUUUUUUGUCAGAUGUUGUAGUUGCAAGCGCCCUGGUAGACAUGUAUGCAAAAUGUGGAAGCAUAGACAAGGCACGUGAACUGUUUGACAAAAUGCCUCAGAGAAAUGUGGUCUCAUGGAAUGGCAUGAUUGCCGGAUAUGCGCAAAAUGGAGUUUGCAAGGAUGCUCUCAAAAUCUUUGAAUUAAUGAAGCAGUCUGGAACACAUCCUGACAUUGUAAGCUUUGCUUGUGUUCUAUUUGCAUGCAGCCAUGCAGGUUUAGUGGAUGAGGGUUGUACAUACUUCAGUCACAUGAGUAACACUUACUGCAUAACACCUACAGUUGAUCAUUAUGUGUGCAUGGUUGAUCUUCUUGCCCGUGCUGGCUAUCUUGACGAUACCCUAACCUUUAUCAUUAAGAUGCCAGCUAAACCUGUGGUGGUUGUGUGGAUGUGUUUUCUUGGCGCCUGUAGAACACAUAUGAAUAUGGGCUUAGGAGUAUUUACAGCGACACUUCUUUUUUAUUUGGAUCCUAAAAACGCUGCGACUUAUGUUCUUCUCUCAAACAUCUAUGCAGACGUGGGCAGGUGGGGUGAGGUUCAAAUGGUAAGGAGAUUGAUGAAAGAUAGAGGAAUUAAGAAAACCCCAGGAUGUAGUUGGAUUGAAGAACACAAAAUGGUACAUUCUUUUCGUGCAGGAGACAGGUCACACCCACAAACACAAGAGAUCUAUGCAAAGUUAGAGAAAUUGGAUUGGGAAAUGAAGGCAGCAGGGUAUUUUCCAGAGUCAUCACAUUCACUUAAUGAUGUGGAAGAAGAGGAAAAAGAAUUGUUUCUCUGCCAUCAUAGUGAAAAGUUGGCAAUUGCAUUUGGUUUGUUAAACAUACCCUCUGGAACUACUAUAAGAGUUGUUAAGAACCUUCGAGUAUGUGCUGAUUGUCACACUGCAACGAAAUUUAUCUCCAAAAUUGUUGGAAGAGAAAUUGUCGUGAGAGAUGUGAACCGUUUCCAUCAUUUUAAACAGGGACAGUGUUCUUGUGGAGAUUUUUGGUGAUGCUAAAUGAAGCAAUUUGAAAAAUAGAUUUACACUAUAAUGAUAUCCACUGUAUCAAACCUAUAGUAAUCAUGAAGGAAUCGAGUUCUAAUUUCAGUUUCUAACA